AUGAAGAUCAACAAAAUGAUCACAUCAAACCCAAUAUCUUUCUUCAUCCUACUGGCAAUAAUCAGCCUGCUGCUUCCUACCUUGAUAAUCCCAUUUUGGGUUUUAAAAAUCAAAGCAAUUGAAAAGGAAGUCGAUCUGGUCACCAAGAAAUCUCAUGAAGAAACAUGGUCUGCCAUACAACAUGCAGCAACGACAAUAUUGCCUCCAAUGAAAUCAUCAGCAACCAAUUUAGCUAAACUUGCAACCGUUUCUCUGAAUAAAACAGACCUCUCAUUCUCUCACAUAGAAUCUCAACUGUCUCCUUUGCUGUUUCAAGCACUGUUAACGAUCCCACAUCUGUCACAAAUUUCUUAUAUCACACGAGAUGGCUUGCUCUUUGCAUUAUAUUCCAACAACCACCAGCAGAUAUUUUCUAUAUAUUCUAACACUUCGUUUUCUAAGCCCACAAAUUCUAGAAAGGGUUAUUCAUGGUACACUCAGCCUGUUGAUUCGGAUACAGGGAAGUUGUAUGGGGAUGCAGUUGUGUUUCCAUCUCAAGUUUUGGUUAAUGAAACGUGGUUACAACAAGCGUUCAACUCUACAAAUGGAUGUGCUUCAUUAGGGAAGUCACUGAACGAUGUCCAUGAUUUGCUUGUCUUGAAUACAGCUGGAGUGGAUAGAAAUGGAGUCAUCUCACUUGGGUUUCACCUCAAAUCGUUAAUGAAUGUGUUCUCUGGCAUUAAACCUUCUGGUGGAGGUUUGUACUUGGCUACAAAAGACGGUAAUGGUCUAAGAGAAGUGGAUGGGAAUAAGACAAUAUCUUUUCAGCUAUGGAAUGGGAAUUCACAGAUUUUUAAGAUUUCAGGAACAAAAUAUAUCUUGUACUCUUCCUCCCUUGACAUCAUGGGAAUGGAACCGGUAUAUGUUUUGGCAUUACCAUAUGAUGGUGGAGCGGAAAGCAGGAUGCAUAAGAAUAUAUUAAUUGUUUUGUUGCUUCUUUCACUGCUGUUUGUGACUGUUUGUAUCUCCAUUUUCAGUUUCGUGGUGUUAACAGUGAGAGCGGCAAGAAAAGAGAUGUGCCUAAGAGCUGCUCUUAUAAAACAGAAGGGAGCAACACAGCAAGCAGAAAGAAAGAGCAUGAAUCAGAGUCUUGCAUUUGUUACAGCCAGCCAUGAUAUUCGUGCUUCAUUAGCCGCCAUUGCUGGAUUGUUAGAGAUGUCCAUCAACGAGGUCGAUCAAGGAUCAGAAUUAGCUAAAAACUUGAAACUUGUGCAGAUUUGUUCAGGAGAUCUUUAUGGUAAGCUCUCGAUUAACCAUUAUAUAUAUAACUAA
This is a messenger RNA of Lactuca sativa (garden lettuce), 1311 nucleotides long. Its product is annotated as histidine kinase CKI1-like. Lineage: Eukaryota; Viridiplantae; Streptophyta; Magnoliopsida; Asterales; Asteraceae. The record is from RefSeq and is a predicted model, not a curated record.